Molecule: messenger RNA, 1257 nt
Organism: Gossypium raimondii (Peruvian cotton)
Lineage: Eukaryota; Viridiplantae; Streptophyta; Magnoliopsida; Malvales; Malvaceae
Exons: 4
Coding region: 88-1044 (318 amino acids)
Molecular function (GO): catalytic activity
Source: RefSeq, a predicted model, not a curated record
CGACGUCAUCUUCCUCUUCGUUUAAAGUCGUCUUCUUUUCUUCCCUUUUUUUCUAACAUAAUUUAAGUGUUUACUUUUACAAAAAAAAUGAAAAAGAAAAUGGCCAACCUCAGCUUGACUGCAAUGCUGAACAGGUGUUUCCGCUACAGCUUUUCCAAAGCCGGUCUCCGAUCAUCGACUAUGGACCUCGGCGACGGCACCGUCAUGCACAUCUGGGUCCCCAAAGUUCACAUCAAAUCCAGGCCCACGUUAAUCCUGAUCCACGGCAUAGGCGCCAACGCAAUGUGGCAAUGGAACGACUUCGUUUCACCUCUCAUGUCCCGCUUCAACGUCUACGUCCCGGACCUCCUCUUCUUCGGCGACUCUUACACGUCCCGACCCGAACGUUCCGAGCAGUUUCAGGCUCAGUGUGUGAUGCGGGUCAUGGAGGCCCAUGGGGUUACUGUUAUGAACGUUGUCGGGAUCAGUUAUGGCGGCUUCGUUGGUUAUAGUUUGGCGGCGCAGUUUAAGGAGAGAGUGGAGAAGUUGGUGCUAUGUUGCGCUGGGGUGUGUUUGGAAGACAAAGAUAUGGAGGAAGGGAUGCUUCAAGUGAAAAGUGUAGAUGAAGCCGUUAGUAUUUUGUUGCCCCAAACGCCCCAAAAAAUGAGGGAAUUGAUGAAGAUUUCGUUUUAUAAGCCUAGAAAAGGAGUUCCUACUUGUUUUCUAAACGAUUUCAUCCGUGAAAUGUGUUCGGAACAUCUUCAAGAGAGAAAAGAGUUGAUCCAAGCAUUACACAAGGACCGAAAGCUGUCGAAUCUUCCAAAGAUAACCCAGCCAACACUACUAAUAUGGGGAGAACAUGACCAAAUAUUCCCUUUGGAAUUGGGACACAGAUUGGAAAGGCAUCUAGGAGACAACGCAAAACUAGUGAUGAUAAAAAAUGCAGGGCAUGCCAUCAAUGUAGAGAAGCCUAAAGUGUUACUUAAGCACUUCAAAUAUUUCCUUAUCGAUACAUUCAGUCCUAUGGAACCUGGAAACCAUAGCAAUGGCUGUAAAACAGAUUGAAAGGGAUGCAAGGAUGACAAUCCAGGACAUAAGCCUCCAUUAGCAAAUGUAUUGUGUUUUAAUGGAAGAAUACUUAAGGUGAUGCGGAUUUAUGAGCUAUAUUUUGCCUGAAAAUAUUAUUACUCAUUGUCUGUAUAUAAAUCUGUAUGAAUCAGCGACGAUUUGUUAUUAUCUCUAUAUACUUCGUUAUCUAAUAAACUUUCUGCUUUACAA